This is a messenger RNA of Glycine soja, 1832 nucleotides long. RefSeq names its product cytochrome P450 94B3-like. The coding region runs from base 53 to 1573 and encodes 506 amino acids. Gene Ontology annotation, molecular function: monooxygenase activity; heme binding; oxidoreductase activity, acting on paired donors, with incorporation or reduction of molecular oxygen. Lineage: Eukaryota; Viridiplantae; Streptophyta; Magnoliopsida; Fabales; Fabaceae. The record is from RefSeq and is a predicted model, not a curated record. The transcript has a single exon.
CAAUAUCAUCUUUCACAGUGCUCUCCAUAUUACUCAUUCUCAUGCUGGUAAUAUGGGAGGAGCAUUCAUGAUCCUCCUUGAACUGCUGCCCCUCUCCCUCAUCUUUCUCCCCAUCCUCUUUUACAUAACCCUCGCCGCGUUCUGGCGAGGCGAUAAAAUCUCCGGCCCAGCCAGUCCGGCAACCUAUCCCCUAAUAGGUUGUCUGAUAUCUUUCUACAGGAACAAGCACCGUUUGUUGGAUUGGUACACUGAGCUACUAGCUCAGUCCCCAACCAACACCAUAGUGGUUCAAAGGCUUGGUGCACGUAGAACCAUUGUGACAGCAAACCCACAAAAUGUUGAGUACAUGCUAAAGACAAACUUCAACAACUUCCCCAAAGGCAAGCCCUUCACUGAGAUCCUCGGAGACUUCCUCGGCCAGGGGAUCUUCAACGUCGACGGAGAGCCGUGGCUCACGCAGCGAAGACUGGCGAGCCACGAGUUCUCCACCAAGUCCCUGAGGGAGUUUGUCAUGCACACGUUGGAGAAAGAAGUGUGUGAGAGGCUUGUGCCUGUGCUAGAGGCACUGUGUGGUGAGAACAAGGUGGUUGACUUGCAAGAGCUGCUAGGGAGAUUCUCAUUCAAUGUGAUCUGCAGGUUCACACUGGGGACUAAUAGGUGCUGUUUGGACCCUUCUGUGCCUACUUGUCCCCUUGCAAGGGCUUUUGAUGUGGCUGCAGAGGUGUCUGCUAAACGUGGAGCAGCACCUUUGUUCAUGAUGUGGAGGGUGAAGAGAUGGCUCGGUGCUGGAUCUGAGAGAUUGCUUAAAAAUGCUGUUGGGGAAGUUCAGACUCAUGUCAUGAGAAUGAUUCAGGAGAGGAAGAAGCAAAAGGGUGAGAGAAACGAUGAUGAUGUUGAAGAUGAUCUCUUGUCAAGGCUUAUAUGUGCAGGCCAUGAAGAGGAGAUAAUCAGAGACAUGGUGAUAAGUUUCAUCAUGGCAGGGAGGGACACUACUUCAGCAGCUGUGACAUGGUUCUUUUGGGUACUAUCACAUUAUUCCCAUUUGGAGGAAAAGAUAGUGGAAGAGGCAAAAGGGGUGUUGGAUUAUGAGUCACUGAAGAAUUUGAGUUUCUUGAAAGCAUGUUUGUGUGAGUCCAUGAGGCUGUAUCCACCAGUGGCAUGGGACUCUAAGCAUGCCACUGAUGAUGAUCUGUUGCCAGAUGGCACUGUGGUCAAAGCAGGAGAUAGGGUCACAUAUUUUCCCUAUGGAAUGGGGAGAAUGGAAGACUUGUGGGGGAAGGAUUGGUUUCAAUUUAGACCAGAUCGAUGGUUUGUCGAACCAAGAAACAUUGAAGGAAUAAUAAUGUUGAAUGACGUUUCUCCUUUUUCGUUUCCAAUUUUUCAGGCUGGUCCAAGGGUGUGUCUGGGCAAGGAAAUGGCCUUCAUUCAAAUGAAGUAUGUGGUGGCUUCAAUUCUUAGCAGAUUCACAUUUAGAAUUGUUGGUCCAGAGAAGCCUAUAUUCGUGCCACUGCUCACGGCACACAUGGCUGGCGGCUUAAGAGUAUUGGUUUGCAAAAGGGGAAAAAAAAGCUGAGUUGUUAGAUUGUCUCAGAUUUUUUUUUUAUUAUUAUUCAAUUGAAUCAAUCGUACGUACUCAUUAAAUAAAUACUUUCAGGCACUCCAUUUUGUAUUUCCCUUUUUCUGUUCUCAUAUUGAGAAAGCUAAUUGAAGAAGGGAAAAAAUAGUUGGUACAACCCACAUCAAAUGCCUCUUUAGACAAAAGCUUAACUUUCAUGUUUUUGAAAGUUGUAUAGAAAAUACUGAAAGUAAUUAAAUCCUAUUUUUGCUUAUUA